AUGUACUCCAAAGCCGGACAAAUCGAUCGUGCUAUCGUUAUUUUCGAGAAAUUGAUCAACCCAGACAUCGUUUCAUGGAACACCUUACUCUCAGGGAUUAACAACAGUAACGAUGCUCUGAGUUUUGCUUGUCGAAUGAAUCAUAUAGGGGUUACGUUCGAUGCAGUAACUUACACUUCUGCACUGACACAUUGUGCAGAUUGUGAAGAAUUUCUCUUCGGAAUUCAGUUACACUCUCUUGUUCUGAAAACCGGAAUGCAAAGUGAAGGUUUCAUCGCAAACGCAGAAAAGGUGUUCGAUGAAAUGCCAAUGAAAGAUUUAGUCUCAUGGAACGCCAUGCUUUCAGGUUAUAGCCAAGAAGGAAGCUACGGAGAACAAGCAUUCACAGGGCGGUUGGAGGCGGACGAGGGGUUGAUGCGGCGGAUUCCGAGCAGGGUUGGGAAUGGAAUUGGGAUUCCGGUGUUGCAGAGAAUGGGGAGUGGGAUGAGGUGCAAAACACCCAUUUCCCGAAUCUGUUUCUUGAAGAUUUCAAGAGCUUGA
This is a messenger RNA of Lactuca virosa, 540 nucleotides long. NCBI's taxonomy places the organism in Eukaryota, Viridiplantae, Streptophyta, Magnoliopsida, Asterales, Asteraceae. The record is from the annotation of a GenBank genome assembly.